Xiphophorus hellerii (green swordtail) is the source of this 1837-nucleotide messenger RNA. It is a transcript of the gene pmepa1, whose product is annotated as prostate transmembrane protein, androgen induced 1. Gene Ontology annotation, biological process: negative regulation of transforming growth factor beta receptor signaling pathway. Gene Ontology annotation, cellular component: Golgi membrane; early endosome membrane. Gene Ontology annotation, molecular function: R-SMAD binding. The record is from RefSeq and is a predicted model, not a curated record. NCBI's taxonomy places the organism in Eukaryota, Metazoa, Chordata, Actinopteri, Cyprinodontiformes, Poeciliidae.
GAACAUUAGUUUGGUCUAAUAUCAGCAUUGCACCAAGUCUUUGCGUCUUAUAAUUAAAAUAAUACAGAAAUGAAAUAAUCUGGAAGGAUGUGUGAUCCCUACGGCGGUUGGAGGGAAGCGAGGCGACAAAGAAAUAAAUCUUCGACUUGUCUUUCCCUGUCAGUUUCUCACUGUGGAAUUUAUGAUGCACCAACAAGGACAGUGGAAAUUGGACGUGAGAGACAGACGGACAGAGAAAGAGAGAAAAAUAGACGGAGAGGAGGGAGGGAGAGACAGAAAUCCCCAGAGACGAGAGAGGGGGAGGAGGAGAGAGACGCAGCCAGAACCAGACAUGAGUCCCUCGGUGGUUUAGUCGCCGGUCGCUCGGCGGAACUCACGGAUUCGCUGAUUUCAUUUCCAGCGGACAAUGAAACUAACUCAAGUAGAUUUGAACAACGUCUAGCGGGGGAGCAGACACUUCCAUAGCCCGCCGAAAGACUGACACAUUCAAAUCGAUAGAUAGUUAGAUUUCGGAGGAAGAGGAGGAGAAAGCAGAGAGGGGAGGAGGAGAGAACCGAGACGGAGGGAGGACGGACGGACCGGAGAGGAAGGAGAGGAGAGGAGUCUGGAGAGAGCGCAGAGACAAGAGGAGACAUUUCAGGGGGUCAUUUAGUCUUAUUUUGGGUCUCCUCUCCUUCUUCCAGCCUCCUCCACCCCCUGCUUUUAAUUUCUUCAUCUCUUGGAGCAUUUAUGUCUGCUUUUGGGAGGCGUUAGAUGUUGAACUUGAUGGGUGUUUUAAACGCCACCGCCCCCAAUGUCUCCUGUACUUGCAACUGUAAGCCCUACACCUCCAUCCAGAACAUGGAAAUCACCCAGCUGGAGUUCGUCCAGAUCUUGGUGAUCGUGGUGUUCAUGAUGGUCAUGGUGGUGGUCAUCACCUGUCUGCUCAACCACUACCGCAUGUCUGCGCGCUCCCUGCUCUCCAGGCACUCCCCUGCCCGCAGGAGGCACCUGCCGCUGGCCAAUGAGGGAAGCCUGUGGUCGUCUGAGAGCACUGGGACCAGCAGUGGUCUGAAUCAGCACCAGGUGUAUAACCCGCGGCCCCCGGACAGAGGAGUCAUGUCGUACCUGCAGCGCGACCCGCAGCCCAGCCAGCCGCAGCCUCUGCUUCAAUCACAGCGCUUCCAGCAGACGUACGGCCCGAGUCGCUUCCAGCCGACAUACCCCUACCUGCCCCAGAGCCUCAUCGACCUCCCGCCCACCAUCUCCCUCUCAGACGGCGAGGAGCCGCCUCCGUACCAGGGGUCCUGCACUCUGCAGCUGAGGGACCCUGAACAGCAGAUGGAGCUGAACCGCGAGUCGGUUCGCCCUCCGCCCAACCGAACAGUGUUUGACUCCCACGCCCUGGACCCCUCCCACUCCUGCCUGCAGGCCAGGCUGCAGGCUCCGCCCCCAAGCGUCCAUUCAGGUAUUAGUGUGCUAGCGGCCCAAGAGGCUUUGUCCCGGCAGCAGAAACAGAACUCUCAAGUCGAGGGUACUCCCCCGACUUACAGCGAAGCCAUCGGGCACUUUUACCACCCAGCAACACUCGCCUCCACCCAGAGCCAUCGGACGGUAUCGUCCCUGCAGGGGACGCCGUCCUCUCUCAUACACGGCCUGCUCAGACCUCUGCCCAAGCAGCAAGGAAGUGUGGAAAACAGGAACACAAGGAACACAAAGGAGAAAUCCCAGAAGCCGGAACAGGUGUGACUGGACUGCUUUCUCUUCAUUCCAGCUUAAAAAAAGACAAAAGAAAAACACCCCAAAUUCCAUCAGCUCACCAUUUGGGAAAUCAUCCGCGGGCAAUGAGGAACGAUGA